Molecule: messenger RNA, 9448 nt
Organism: Sceloporus undulatus (fence lizard)
Lineage: Eukaryota; Metazoa; Chordata; Lepidosauria; Squamata; Phrynosomatidae
Product: sulfate transporter-like
Exons: 3
Coding region: 928-3090 (720 amino acids)
Biological process (GO): transmembrane transport
Cellular component (GO): membrane
Molecular function (GO): chloride transmembrane transporter activity; secondary active sulfate transmembrane transporter activity; oxalate transmembrane transporter activity
Source: RefSeq, a predicted model, not a curated record
CCCAGGGAGAGGGAGACAGAGGCAGCAGGAGCAGCCCUCAGCAGGGCCAGGGAGGAGGGCGCUUUGAAGACUCAUAAGGAUAAGAAUAGGAGACUACUUUCUAUGAAAGGGGCUAAACAGCAGUGGAGAGGAGACAGACCCUGCGAAGGAAAGAAACCAUUGGCACCGAGGAGAAGGUCAACGGAAGAGAGAUCUAGGAACAAACUCGGAAGGAGGAAUUGGGAAGGAGGCAGGGGAAGGAGCACGCCCUUGGAACGGGGAAAGAGGCUGGGAAGUGGCUUGUUGUUCUUUUUAAGAUAAUAAUAAUAAUAAUAAUAAUAAGACUUUUUCAUUAAAUAUAUUCGAACCACGUUGGAAGCAUGCAAAGAAAAGAAUAGAACAAACAUUAAAGGAAGGAAGGAAGGAAGGAAGUUUUACUUUUGGAUGAAGGGAAAGGAGGGCUUGUUUAAGUGUGCUUUCUGCCUUUUCAGGGGAAAUGGGCUGGGAGCUGCCUGUUUUUUUAAUACAAACAUUAAUAAGAGUUUUUAUUAAAUACAUUUGAACCACAUUGGAAACAUGCAAAUGAAACAGGAAAGAAAAAGGAAAGAAUAAACGCCAAGGAAGGAAGGGAGAGGAUUUACUUUGGGAAGAAGGGAAAGGAGCACAUUGGUUUCACAGUGUUUUCUCUCUUUCCUGAGGAGACACUUCCAGAAGAACAGUCCAAGAGGGAGAGUGACUCUUGUGGGUUGUGUGUGUGUGUGUGUGUGUGAACCACUUUGGGGAUACAAUAUUGGGUUGUAUUUCCUUACCUCAGAGUAAGGAAAGGGUGCAGGGGAGGCUCCAGUGGAUCCUGGGCUUCCCCAUCAGCCCCAUAAAGGCCGAAACGUUGUGAAAAUGGGGGUCAUCUUGGGAUAGCUGUACAUUCUUAAGCCUCAGUGAGCCCUAAGGAUGGCAGAAGCUAAUCAUGUCAAUUCAGAGUUUGACUUGGUAGAACAACAUGACGGCAAACAAAACCAUCAUCCUAGGAUCUCCUUGGAACGUAUAGAAAAAAGGACAGAUAUCAAGGCAUGGGUGGUGAAGAAAGUGAAGAAAAAAUGCAGCUGCACCACAGCUAAAGCCAAAGAUUUGAUCUUUAGUUUUCUCCCAGUGCUGAAGUGGCUUCCCAAGUACAAUGUGAAGGAAAACAUCUUGGGAGAUCUGAUGUCUGGUUUGAUUGUGGGAAUCUUAUUGGUUCCACAAUCCAUUGCCUAUUCCCUUUUAGCUGGCCAAGAACCCAUCUAUGGUCUGUACACAUCAUUUUUUGCAAGCAUCAUUUAUUUCCUCUUUGGAACCUCGCGUCACAUCUCUGUUGGCAUUUUUGGUGUACUCUGCUUGAUGAUAGGAGAAGUGGUAGACCGUGAAGUACAGAGAGCUGGCUAUGAUUCAGACACACAUGCUUACAUUAAUAACAACAGCACAUUGGGGCCUCUGACUAUGAACCAAACAUCACAAACUUUUUGUGACAAAAGUUGCUAUGCAAUUACUGUUGGAACCACUGUGACUUUUAUCGCUGGGAUUUACCAGGUCGCCAUGGGCUUUUUCCAAGUGGGCUUUAUCUCUGUAUACCUCUCUGAUUCCUUGCUCAGCGGAUUUGUUACAGGUGCCUCCUUCACUAUCCUUACUUCACAAGCUAAAUACCUGCUGGGUCUAGAUAUUCCUCGGAGCAAUGGCGUUGGUUCCUUUAUAACCACAUGGAUAAACAUAUUCAAAAACAUCCACAAAACCAACUUCUGUGACCUGAUCACCAGUUCCCUGUGUUUUCUUGUUCUUAUCCCAACUAAAGAGUUGAAUGAGCGGUACAAAUCCAAACUAAAGGCUCCCAUGCCCACUGAGCUGUUGGUAGUUAUAGUAGCUACACUGGUAUCUCAUUUUGGAAAGUUGAAAGAGAAGUAUGGCUCCAGUGUUUCUGGGCACAUCCCAACAGGGUUUCUGCCGCCACAACCACCAGACUGGAGUCUCAUCCCCAGCAUAGCUUUGGAUGCAGUGGCCAUAGCCAUUAUUGGCUUUGCUAUAACUGUGUCUCUUUCUGAGAUGUUUGCCAAGAAGCAUGGCUACACAGUUAAACCCAACCAGGAAAUGUAUGCCAUUGGCUUCUGCAACAUCAUUCCUUCGUUUUUUCACUGCAUCACAACUAGUGCAGCCCUUGCCAAAACCCUUGUCAAAGAGUCAACUGGCUGCAAGACUCAGAUAUCUGGUGUGGUGACUGCCUUGGUAAUCUUGUUAGUCCUACUUGUGAUUGCUCCUCUCUUCUAUUCCCUUCAGAAAUGUGUGCUAGGGGUCAUAACCAUUGUCAAUCUCAGAGGAGCCUUGCGGAAGUUGGGUGAUCUACCUAAAAUGUGGAGAUUAAGCAAAGUGGACACAGUGAUCUGGACUGUCACUAUGUUGUCUUCAGCACUGAUAAGUACUGAACUUGGCCUUCUGAUUGGGGUCUGCUUUUCACUGGUGUGUGUUGUUCUGCGGACUCAGAAACCAGAAGGACAUUUACUGGGCUGGGUGCCAGAUUCUGAAAUCUAUGAACCCCUUCCUGUCUAUAAGGACCUUCAGACUAAGCCUGGCAUCCAAGUUUUCCGGUUUGAAGCGCCCAUUUAUUAUGCCAAUAAAGAGAGCUUCAAGUCCAUGCUAUACAAACAGACUGGAAUAAAUCCUGUGUUGGAGCUGGCAGCAAAGAAGAAAAUAGAGAAGCAAAAGUUUAGUGGAAAACCAGCCAAUGCCAAUGGAAACCAGGUAGAGACUUCAGUGCAGCUUGUCAGUCAGCAGUUUGAGUUCCAUACCAUAGUGAUUGACUGCUGUGCAGUGCAGUUCUUAGAUACGGCAGGGAUCCACACACUGAAAGAAAUUCACAAGGAUUAUGAGGAAAUUGGCAUCCAGGUACUGCUGGCUCAGUGCAAUCCCUCUGUCAGGGAUUCCCUUCAUCAAGGGGAGUAUGUCAAAAAAGAGGACACAAAAUUCCUCUUUCAUAGUGUGCACCAGGCUGUGGAAUAUGCACUGUGUGCUUCUAAGCAGAAUGGGUGCUGUGCUUCCGAAGGUCAGUGUAGAGGAAAAAAUCAGAGUGUAGCAAAAUGCAGGCAAUAGCAAACCUAUGAGUAUUGGUCAUUUGCUCAGAUGGUUGUAAAGGGCUAUUCGUGUUAUUCAUAUACUGUUGAUCAUACAAGAUCAUCAACAAAGGUGUUUUGAUGCUUUAAUUUUGCUCUGCUUGGAAGGGCAUUAACAAACAAGUAAUAAGUAAUUGUGGAUUGUUAUGUCCACAGUUCAUUUUGGACACAGCAGAGCCAAUACUCUCAAAACUACAUGUGCCUUGUACCUCUUGUGCUCUUUUUUAUGUGUUCAUGUCCAAGUUGUUCUCCUCACAGUGAUGGUCCCCUAUGCAGAAAGUGUUAUCCUUUUUAGAUGGGCCUUCACUUUGAAACAAAAAUAAAUGGUUUGGAUCCUAACAUUAGUGAUCCAGGGCAGGUUAAUAGAAAGAAGGUUUUAUGCCACCUGUCCUUCCCUGAAUACCCUGCACAGUAGGAUGAGUAGAAGAUCCUGGGUGCAGGAUGGGAGUAGCUGUGAAGGAAAGGAUCACCUUGGAUUUGUUGGAGGGCCACUAACAUGGAAAUUUCCCCAAAUAUCCCAUCCCAUAUUGCUGAGGAAGGCCCAAGACUCUCUGGAGAGUUUUUUUUUUUUUUUGGUUGAGCCCCCCCGCUCCCCCCAAAAAGGUGGCAUCAAGAAGCUGGGAAACUCCCCACCCCCAAACUUCCUUCCAUUCCCUUACUUCAGGAUCUUUUAUCAUGCUGGUGGAUUUAAGUAAUCAUUCUCCACAAUUUAGGGCAAAUCAGCUUGCCUUCUGACUUUUCACACUCCUUUGAUAUUUCUGAGAGAGUCUUGAGAACAGACAUGAAGUUGAGUUCUGAGCUCCUACUAAAACCAUACUGAGAUCUUUCUGCUCGUGUGGUGAAGCCAAUUAUAAGUGCCUUUACUAGAAGUUCAAAUAAGGAAAGAACAGGUUGUUAGCUGUUUCAUAAGUUAGAGUUUUAGUUGUAUUAUCUUUUAUGAAACAAGCUGGAUACUUAAUUAACUUAAGACAUUUUUUCUGGAAGCCAAAACACCUACCAUUCUUUUCAGAAAAUUAAUUGCUGCAGGUUACUCAGAACUUGUAAAUCACACCCUUCCCUGCCUCCAAAAGUUCUCCUUUGUGAGCCAAGUAAUGUUGCAUAAGGAAUCUGUUGAAGAAGUAAUUGUACAGGUAUAUUAUUUCAUUACAUUUUUUAAAACUGGGCAUGUCCCAAAGUCUUUGUUGGGAAAUUUAAUUCAUUACAUUGUUUUGAAGUGCCCCAUACGUCAGGUAUGCAAACUGAGAAUGCAAUAAAAAUCUUGUAGAGUCACUUUAAACCAAACAUUUCUUUCUCUUAUCUUUUGGUGGUGCAGGAUUUACUUAAAUGCAGGAUUAGGCAUUCGUAUAUUCAGUGGCAAAGAGGGUUUUUAAACAUUUGUUUCUGGAAAAAACAAUUAUUUGCAUAAUAUUUCUGAUUAGGAACUUUACCUGAGAACAUUAUGUAACAUAGUAUAAUGGAUGACAGAAGAGAGGAAGCUGUGUGAUCCUACUGGCAUGCUUAUUGGCAUGCCUAACAUUUUAAAAAAGGGACUAUGACAAGUUCAUUUUGAUAUGAGCUUGCGGGGUGGGUGGGGGAGUAAGAAAUGUUAAAAUGCCUUUUUAAGUACUGAGUGAACUGCCAAGUGGGGUUGUUUUCUGCAUUGCAGGAAGAGCUUGGAAAUGUUAUAUUUUGGACUACAAUUCCUAGAAUCUUCCAGAUGGCAUGGCAACUAAGGUUCUGGGAGCUGUAGUUCUAAAAAAAGUAAAACUUCUAGAUUCUGUCAGACUUUGUGUAGCACAGAAAUUUAAAAAUGGAAAGAAGGACCAAGUAUUUGUACAUUGUGGAACUAGAUUCCACAGAAUAUAUGCCAAAAAGAACCAAUCAACAAUUUCAUCUGUAAGCUUAAAACAUUUGAUCAGUGAGAGAUAAACAUUUUUUUUUACUUUUGAGAGAUCAUAGAGGAAUUUCACAAAGGGACUGAUGUCAGAGGGGCUGAUCCCUUCCCAAUCAGACUAACCUGCAUAUCAUCCAGCUUCUUGUUUCCGUCUUGCUUUUAGGAAGUCCAUCAACAUGGUAGGAAGGUCCUCUUUCACUCUUCCCCCCAUGUCCAGCAAGUGAAUAUUCAGUGCUAUAUAUAGAGAGUGCCUUUGAACCUGGAGCCACCGUAUAGCCAUGGUGGCAGAAUUUUGCAGAGUUUUUUUUUUUUGGGGGGGGGGGGGGAAUAUAAUGGCCCUGCUGGUUGGGGCAUUCUUGGAGUGGUACUCCAAAAAACUGAAGAGCUCUUCCAUCAUGAAUAGUAGCUGUAGCUGUCUGUGCCUUUCCUCCAUGAUGGUCUAAUUCUUUGAGAAAGCUAGUAGCCUUCACCAUAUCUUGUGCUUGGGAAGUAUAGACUUUAUUUAAGCAUUGUGUACAAAUUAAAAGCUUUUAGACUGUUUUGAAACUUGAAACACUCAAUUUCAUGGGGUGAUCCUGAAUUUCAGUAGUCUGUUUUGAAGAAGGCCAGCUUCUCUUGUCCAUUUGCACCUGUCGCAGACAACCCUUCAAUUUGGAGAUAAAGUGUGCCUUAGGUGUGUGCUUUUGGUAGCAGCUCAGUUUAAGUCACAGGUAGACAAAGUAUAGCUUGUAGGCUUUGUGCUCCCCCUGGGGGUCAUUUUGUCCUUCAGAAUGCCCUCUUGGGGUGCGAGAGGCAUUUCUACUAUGUUUGGUAGUCACCUAGACACCCUAGGGAUCAAACAAACAUUUUGGGGAAAAAAAUAAAGAAAUAUUUGCCCCCAAAUGCCCUGUGUUCCCUCCCACCACAUUUUGCCCCCACCAAGGCAAUUUAGCCCCAGGAGAAGCCUUUUAUGAAGCAGGAAAUGACUUGCACUCACUACCUGCUUUUUUAAAAGGCCUAUUCUGGGGCUAAAAUACCUGAGGAAGAGCCAAAAACAUGGUGAAUAUGUUCCUCGUGUUCUCUAGAGGGGCAACAAGCACACAAGUAAAUUUGAGUGAAAUGUUGUGCAGCCCCUCGUGCUCUUCUGAGGGGCUAAUGCAUCCUCCUACAAAUUCCACAGUUGGCCACACCUGGUUUAAGCGAAUAUGAAUUGUUCAGCUCAUUUUAUUUGCGGAGAUAUAAUCAAAGUUAUCCCAAGUAGUAGUGUAGUUUUGUAUUGCUUUCUUUGUUUUUUAUAUAGCCCUUUUGAAACUCUGAAAUAGAAAGUCACAACUGUGCUGCAGUACUUUCCACAGCCUCCCAACUUAUACAAUUUGGACAGGAGCCUUGUCUUCCAGGUAGGCUUGUCAUCUUCUUCUACAGAAGAGUUUUGCCCUAAUGGCUAUAUUGUUUCUAGAAAUUGUUGCAGACAAUCCAGCCUUUUUUGGACACAGGCACCAAUCAAUGUUGUGUGUUUAGAAAUGUGUAAGACUGUGUGUACUCCUUGCAGCAGUACUAAAGUGUCUUCCAAAAUGUAGGGUAGGAAGUCUCCUUAAGGUGAUAGAUACUACAUCUGUUUCUCAUUAAAGAGCUCUGCAAGCUCACAUGCUAGAUUUAAGAGUGGAAAUGUUCAGCUGAAAAAAAUAAUGAGAAGAGUAAAUAAACUUAAGAUAAUAGUAAUGGAAGUAUUUUCUUUAUUAUUAUGAUUAUUCCCAUUUUAUGGUUAAGUUCUGAUUUAUUCUAGCUAAAUUUCUAAUUGAAAGAGCAUCAUUUUUGUUGUUUUUCUGUGCCUUGAAGUGGUUUCUGAUUUAUGAUGACCCCAAGGCAACUUUAGAAUGAGGUUUUCUGGGGCUGAGAGAAUAUGACUCACCCAAGGUCACCUAAUGGGUUUUCAUUGGUUGAAUGGGGAAUCAAACUCUAAUCUCCAGAGUCUUUGUCCAACACUCAAACCAUUAUACCAUGCUGGGAGGAUAAAUAGAACUAGAAAAGUGAAAUUCUUACAUGGGUUUUCACUCACCAUCUGAUCAGCAGCAUUUCUCCAUUCAAACUGCUUUGCCAUCUAUGCACCGUGGUUGGUUCUCUAUGGUCUGUUUCUUCUCUAUUAUUAAGACCUGGCAAAAAGGUAAAAGGUGGGGAUGUCAGUGAUUCAGCAUUCAAAAGUCAGUUUUGGGCAUCAAGUUAACAUAACUGGAGCUGUCUGGGGUUGUUCCUAUCUUUGGCUUCAGACUGCCUGGCAAUGUUGCUGAUGUGGAAAUUCUCCUUUAUUUGUCUACAGAGCCAGAUUUUGUGGGUGAAAAUGUACAGUCUGCUCAACAAUAUGCAGCUUAUCAUCAAGUAGAAGACCUAUUAAGUUGAAACAAAACAGGUUUCUGUUGCUGAGAAUUUCACCUUUUAGUACCCCAAAGCCCUAUAAUAGCCUUUGUCAGCUGGUGUGAGAGAAGUUUUAAAUUUUUGGAGCUCCUCUGUUAUGCUAACAGCAGGGAAUUAAUCUCCACAGAAUUUCAGUUACAAAUUUAAUGUGCAUCUUAAUUUGUCUUUUCUUCCCCUCUUACAGCUGCUGUUUAUAGCAGUUUUUCUUGCUCCUCAUGUAUCUACUCCACUAUAAAUUCUGGCAUUUAAUAACUUGACAGAUUUUUCUUCUUAAACAACACAUGUAAUUUCAAUAAAUUACACAGUGGUAGUUUUAAUCUGCAAUUUCCAAAUUUUAAGCCAUAAACAUUGGUUAUUGUGCUUGUCUUACUUGCUGGAACAUUUUCUGUCUUCAAUCAUAUCACCACAUUACAGGGUGUGUCUUAAGCCAUUUUGGUGUUUGCUCUUUGGCAAAAAUGCCAAAGGGUAUCAUAAAGCCAAAAAGGCAUGGCAUGUAGUUUACAGUAAACUGAACCAUUAUUUCUGCCUGUCCAUCCAAUCUAUUUUUACUGUAUCUUGAUUGUGGAACAAUUCAAAGCACUUUUAAAAGACCAUCCUCCUCCUCCCCGCUCUCUCUGUGUAUGUUCCUUUAAGUUGCCUGUCGAUUUAUGGUGACCCCAUCAAUUCCCUAGCGUUUUCUUAGACAAGAAAAACUCAGAGGUGGUUUUGCCAGUUCCUUCCUCUGAAUUAUAACCUAUUACAACACCAGUGUUCAUUGGUGCUCGCCCAUCCAAGUACUAACCAGGUGUGAUCUUGCUUAGCUUCCAAGAUCAUACAGGAUCUGGUACCUUUAGUGUAUUUAAGCAGUAACUACAUCAUAAGGCUAGAUGAAUUCAGAUAUGGAAAACAUUUUUCUGGUGGGUAAGAUUUAAGAACAACAUUUCCCUGUUGGUUUGGAUAUAGUUAAUUUCUUGAAAUGCUGAUAGAGUGAUACAGGUUGAGUCUCUCUUGUCCAGAAUCCCCAAAUCCAAAAUAUUUCAGAAUCCAAAAUUGUCCACAUGGGUGGCUGCCAUGACACUUUUGCUUUCUGAUGGUUCGGUGUACAUAAACGUUGUUUCAUGCACAACAUUAUUAAAAUAUUGUGUAUAAAAUUACCUUCAGACUAUGUUUAUAAUGUAUUUCCGAAGCAUAAAUCAAUUUAAUGUUAGACUUGGGUCCCAUGUCCAAGAUAUCUUAUGGAUAUGUAAAAUUUCCAAAGUCCAAAAAACUCUGAAAUUUUAAACACUUCUAGUCUCAAACAUUUUGGAUAAGGGAGACUCAACCUGUAUCUUCAUUGUUGGGGAGCCCUGACAGUUUGAUCAUGUACACAACAAUUGCAAAGUGAAUAUCAAUUACAGCCUUUCCUUCUGAUCUGUCUACUUUCCAUAAAUGUUCCCCUCCAUUGAUCCUUUCCAGAAGUACCAUCUCUCUGCACAUAUGGUCACCAUGAAAGGGAAUUAUAUUUUCCAGCAACUGAAAACGUCUUGCCUUCUUUACAUCCUAUACAAAAGAGGCAUGUUAUCGACUUUUGUGUAUAUAAAUAGCAAUCAGAAAGACCAAAGCUGGGGGUGUUGUGCAUGUAUCUCUCUCUUAUUUUGUUGGACACAUUCCUUAAUUCACUUACAUACUGUUGCUGUUUGGCAAAAUGGCUGCCACAGGCAUCCGGGGAUUGUGGGGCAUCUGGGUCCCCCUUUCCCUUGUUAAUUAAAUGCAGUAUCAAAGUUGUACUGUUUGUACAGUUCUUGGCUAAAGUACCUAAAGAAUAUCAGGUUGAAACAACUUGUGCAAUGUUUAAAAACAAAGUGCUGUAACUGCUUGAUCAAAUAGUUUGGUGAAAUAGCUGUAUUUUUAAAUGUCUGUAUUUUCCCCAAACUGUAAAGAUUGCCUGAGAUGCAAAAAAGGAACCUGACUGUAAAUAAAUGUCAUACCGCCUCCUGUAUAGUUACCCUCCAGAUGUUAAAAUGUAGUACUAGCAUCUCCCAAAUGUGACAAACCGAAUUUUAUAUGAAAUUUCAUAAGAUUGCUUUAUAUUUACUAUUAAAAUAUUUUUGAAACAUUA